Molecule: messenger RNA, 820 nt
Organism: Myotis myotis
Lineage: Eukaryota; Metazoa; Chordata; Mammalia; Chiroptera; Vespertilionidae
Gene: RPL27A
Product: ribosomal protein L27a
Exons: 5
Coding region: 324-770 (148 amino acids)
Biological process (GO): translation
Cellular component (GO): cytosolic large ribosomal subunit; ribosome
Molecular function (GO): structural constituent of ribosome
Source: RefSeq, a predicted model, not a curated record
ACGUCCCUGGGCCAUGGCGUCGGGAAACGGGCCCGGCCCACAGCGCCCCAAGUCUCAGAUUUCGGGACAACUACCGGCCUCCGAGCCUGUGCACGGGGCGGGCUGCACGGAGAACGGUUCUCGGCGGCCAUACCGGCAAGACAGCCAAGGACUGCGGCGACCGCCCACAGGAAGAGGAAGCGGUGCCGCCCGCAGCCGCGCGGCAGCCUACACGCGCCCUAGGUCCGCCCUCCCCGGGCGGAAGUGAGGCCACUGGCCCCGCCCCGCAUCCCAUACCUCGCGAGACUUCGGAAGAGCCUCCCUCUUGCAACUCGGCCGCCAACAUGCCAUCCAGACUGAGGAAGACCCGCAAACUUCGGGGCCACGUGAGCCACGGCCACGGCCGCAUCGGCAAGCACAGGAAGCACCCGGGGGGCCGCGGGAAUGCUGGCGGCCUGCACCAUCACAGGAUCAACUUCGACAAAUAUCACCCAGGUUACUUUGGGAAAGUUGGUAUGAGGCAUUACCACUUGAAGAGGAACCAGAGCUUCUGCCCAACUGUCAACCUUGAUAAACUGUGGACCCUGGUCAGUGAGCAGACACGGGUGAAUGCUGCCAAAAGCAAGACUGGAGUUGCUCCCAUCAUUGAUGUGGUGCGAUCGGGCUACUACAAAGUUCUGGGGAAGGGAAAGCUCCCAAAGCAGCCUGUCAUUGUGAAGGCCAAGUUCUUCAGCAGAAGAGCCGAGGAGAAGAUUAAGGGUGUUGGUGGGGCCUGUAUCCUGGUAGCCUGAAGCUACAUGGAGGGGAGUUCAUUAAAAUGUCCAAGUACUUUUGUCUUCUG